AUGUUUGAUAAACCAAACAGCGGUGCAUUUCAUGCCAUUGCCCUCUUCUUGUUUGCUAAGCUGGAUAAGCGCCGCGCAGCAAAAACUUUCAGGCACUGUUCCUUUCCAUUAGCAACCUUCUCAAAUCCUGAAUUUAGGAAGCAGUGCUGUAUGUGGCUAAAAGAUAUUGCCAAUGAAGACCAAAGCUGUCUUCCACGAAUCACACCUUCUUCACUUAUUUCUCCUGGUGGUCCUAAAUUUAUUCAACUAUUCCAUCAGUUUGCAAGACAUGUGAUGAUUGAGGACAUGAAAAGGAACUCUGUAGGCACUGAUAUACCUUUUGCUGAAGCUGUGAGGUUGAGCCCUGAAGAUAUGUACAUGGCAGAUGCAAGACGUAGAGUCGCAUACAAUAAACUUCUGCAAAUUUUUCAAAAGGAAGAUUUUGUUAUUGAAGAAUAUAAGAAAAAAGCACAGCUUUUAAUUAAAGAAAUAAACCAGAUAAAGUCUGAAUAUGCAGUCCUGCAGAUACAGUCUUGCAAGAUGAAACAAAAUGACCAAAACAAAAAUGACAAAACUGAGCGAAUUCAAAAGGUCCGCAGUAUGUGGACACUUAUAAUGGGAAUGCUUACAUCUCUGAAAAAGGAAAAGGAAGUUGUGGAUUCUGUACUUCACCUACUUGAAGAUUGUGUUGGUCAGUACAUUUUAGACGGAACUAAUGUUGUUUUCAGUGUUCCACAGCUGUUGCUUCACAGAGUUGAAAAUGACAUACACCAACUUUGCACAGGAAAUGUAUAUGAAGCUGAAAAGCUGAAUUUCUUAACAGUCAUUCAGUUAUUAAAUGAAGCCCUGAGGACAUUGAGGGAUGAACAUUGUCAAUAUGAAUUUGAAGACCUUCAUGUCAUUGAGAAUAGAAUUACGCUCUGCAAUAAAAUACUACAGGAUUUGGCAGCAAAGAGGCUAACAAUAGAGCAAGAGCAUUGCGUGUCAACAAGUGGAUCUAUUUCUAGAAAACAGGAAGACUGGGAAGAGAAGUGGAAAAGCUUUCUUGGCCCGUGCCUUUUUAAUUUAAUCUUAGAUCAGGAUCCACCAUUUUGUCUGUUAAGAGCUUCGUCACCCGAUUCUUCUGGUCUUGCAGAAGAAGAAGAUAAUGACGACGACAUUAGUGUCAUUUGUCAACAACUAGUAUCAUGUUCAGAUGUUUAUGACUCUGUUUCUGGAAUACGUUAUGAGAAAGAUGAUGAGGCACUGGAAACUAUGAUGGAGAAGUCAACACCACCACCCAGAUGCCACUAUCCACUGCCAAGGAUCUCUUCAGAACCUUUGGAGUUGUCAAAAGCGUGUGAAAACAAAGACAUGUUAAUUGAAAAGAACUUGCAUAUUGAAACUUGCAAGGGGGAAAAAAAGCCUGUGCCUCCAAAGAUCUUAAAGAAUGGAAAGGAUGAGUCUGCCACUUCAGAAAUGAGGGAGAAUGCAGGUGAUCAUGUUAUCCAGACAGAGUCUCCUGUCAAAAAAGAAGAUCCUCUUGAGAAAGCCAGAGAUGAACUGGCUGAAGAGGUUGCAAAAACAGUGAUAUCUGAGUCGCCCCAGAGUAGCGAAGGAAAAGAAAUGGCAUUAGAAGAUCUCAUUAGCUCAAUGGCUUUUAACCCAUUUUUAACAAGGAAAGAAAUUCCCCGAACUCCAGAAAAUCUGCUUACUGAAAUUAGAAGCUCAUGGAGAAAAGCUAUUCAGACUGAGGCCUCAUCAGACAUAGAGCUGGUCCCAGCUGAAGUAGUGAUAGAAGAAGCUCCAAUGGAUGCUGGCCCUGUAAUGCAGAAGGCGGAAGACUCUAGAUUCGUGUGCUCUACCCAUGCAUCUCUUGUACAUGAUAUUGAUCCUCCUUUGUCAGAAAGGAAGUCCCAAUUAAGUUAUACAGAAUUUAGACCUCAAGAGCAGAUGAGGAUAAGUCAUAUUGAAUCUGAAAUUUUGGAAGCAUCAGGAAUGCAAGAGAGUGAGAGGACUGAAGAAGAGGAAUUAAAAUGUAUUGUUUUGAAUAAAAGUUAUGUAGAAGACACAGAAGAACAGACUUUUCCACAUGUAAAGAAGAGCAUGAAUAUUCCAAAUACUUGUUCAGAAAACAAUAGUAGAACAAAUGUUCUACCUUCAGACCACUUUUGGAGUUCCUUAAUGGAUGGGAUGCUGCAUCGUAAUGUGUCUCCACAGUUAAGUCCUGUCACUCAUCAAGAUCACUGGUUGGGGAUACUGGAUGAGACAUUUCCAGAAGAACUUGAUAACAUAGAUUCCAACAAAUCUGCAAGCUCAGGGUCUUAUUUUGAUAUUAUGGACAAAGUGUAUGUAACAGAUGGUUCAAAAAAUAAGGAUGAUAUUAAAAAAUAUGAACAGCCCUUUCAGAACACAUAUGAAGCACUGAAAAAGACUGCAUUUAGAAGUGAAGAGGAGCUGCAUCAAACACAUAAUGGAGGUGAAUCUGUAUGUUGUAGGUCAGACCUAAGUCUUGCACCAGAAAAAAGACAAAGAGGUGAAUUGUGCAGUCCUCUGGAAUGCUUCUGCUUGGAUGAAGAAGUUACUAAGAUACCAUCGCCAAUAUCUCCUAGUGAAAGAAAGUAUUCCCUGUCAUCUUUGCUGGUAUCCUGCCAGCAUCUGGAGGAAAUGGCAUCAAUGGUACACGAAAUCCCGUUAGACAUAAUACAUAAAUUGAAGGAUAAAGAGCAGUUGAAUGAGAAGCCUGGCAUGAAGGAACCAACAUCAGAAUAG
Messenger RNA from Nipponia nippon (crested ibis), 2730 nucleotides. The record is from RefSeq and is a predicted model, not a curated record. Lineage: Eukaryota; Metazoa; Chordata; Aves; Pelecaniformes; Threskiornithidae.